GAAAAGCCUCUCUCCGUAUUUUCGCCAUAACCUCUGUCCAACUAUUACACGCCGUCGACUCAGGCAAGCAGGAAUUGCGAGAAAGCCCCUCCCUAAUUUUCAAUUCUCUUUCCUCCGCAUCGCUCGCAGGGGUCCGAUCACCGCUGGCGACCGCAGAGCGAAGCUCGUGGACAACAAUGCCCACGGUUUGAAAUGGGAGGACGAGGCGCGUUCGUUGACGGCGUCCGUCGCUUGUUCAAGCGCCGAGAUCACAGCGUCUCCACUCAUUUUAACGACCCCAAGCAAAAUCGAGAAGAAGAAGAAGAAGAGAAGGAAGAAGAGCUUCGAGCUGUUGUCGACUACGACCUUACUGUUCUUACCUCUGUUAGGGUUCCCAAACGCACCUCAAUGGCCGCUGAUAAGAAGAGCACAAAUGAGGCAGACUUCUUCACUGAAUACGGAGAAGCAAGCCGAUACCAUAUACAGGAGGUGGUUGGCAAAGGAAGUUAUGGGGUAGUUGGGGCUGCAGUGGAUACCCACACUGGAGAGAAGGUGGCAAUUAAAAAGAUAAAUGAUGUCUUCGAGCAUGUUUCAGACGCCACUCGCAUCCUAAGAGAGAUCAAGUUGCUUAGGUUGCUCCGUCACCCUGAUCUUGUAGAAAUUAAGCAUAUAAUGCUUCCCCCCUCUCGGAGAGAAUUUAGAGAUAUUUAUGUUGUUUUUGAGUUGAUGGAAUCUGACCUUCAUCAAGUUAUAAAGGCAAAUGAUGAUCUCACACCUGAACAUCACCAGUUUUUCCUCUACCAGCUUCUGCGAGCUAUGAAAUAUAUUCAUUCUGCUAAUGUUUUUCAUCGAGAUUUGAAGCCAAAGAAUAUCCUUGCAAAUGCGGACUGCAAAUUGAAAGUUUGUGACUUUGGUCUUGCUCGUGUUUCAUUCGAUGACGCACCAUCAGCUAUAUUUUGGACAGAUUAUGUGGCAACACGAUGGUACCGUGCUCCGGAACUAUGUGGCUCUUUUUUCUCGAAGUAUACCCCUGCAAUUGAUAUUUGGAGCAUUGGAUGCAUAUUUGCUGAAAUGUUAUUGGGGAAGCCUUUGUUUCCUGGUAAGAACGUGGUGCAUCAGUUGGAUCUCAUGACUGAUCUGCUUGGCACUCCACCUCCUGAAACAAUUUCAAGGAUCCGAAAUGAAAAAGCGAAAAGGUAUUUAAAUGGUAUGCGCAAAAAGCCACCAAUUCCGUUCUCGCGGAAGUUCCCUGACGCAGAUCCCUUGGCUCUACGUCUACUCGAACGCCUUCUUGCAUUUGAUCCUAAAGAUCGUCCUUCUGCAGAAGAGGCACUAGGUGAUCCAUACUUUAAAGGUUUGGCUAAUGUAGACCGUGAACCAUCAACGCAGCCUAUUUCCAAACUUGAAUUUGAAUUUGAAAGGAGACGAUUGGCAAAAGAUGAUGUGCGGGAGUUAAUUUAUCGUGAGAUAUUAGAGUAUCAUCCACAGAUGCUUCAGGAAUAUCUUCGUGGUGGAGAGCAGACUAGCUUUAUGUAUCCAAGCGGCGUUGAUCGUUUUAAGCGACAAUUUGCUCAUCUUGAGGAGCAUGCUGGCAAAGGAGAAAGAAAGACUCCAGUUUUGCAGACACAUGCCUCUUUGCCUAGGGAGAGGGUAAUUGUAUCUAAAGAUGAAGCCUCUGAAGCUUCUGCUGCUCCCAUUUCUGGAAGUUCUCUGAAGACACAGCAAGGGGAAGGUUCAGUAAAUCUGCAGGAUACAGAAAGUGGUAUAAACAGACCAAAUUGUAGUUUGUUGAAGAGUGCUAGCAUCAGCGCUUCCCAGUGUGUAGUUGUCAAAGGAGAACAGGAGAAUGGAGAAAAUUCGUUAUCAGAACAAACAGAAGAGGCGGUUGAGGGGUUGUCUCAUAAGAUAGCUUCAUUACCCUGAUAGCAAUUACAGUUAAGUGUACUUUUUUGGAUUGCUACAAGUAUUCGCUGCUAUCUGAAUGCUCUCUCGACUUUAUUGGCUUCAAAAUAGUCUCAAUAGUUUUGAGGCUCCGGAUAGCAUGCUGGAGUCAGCUGGCGAAAUUUCUAAAUGCAGCUAUUGAGUUACUAUUGUUAUAUUAGCUGAAAAAACUCAUAGUGAGCCGGACUGCCCAAGUCCUAAUGAUCUUUUUGUAUCUAGAGUAUCUGAUGACAGUGUUUCUGAAGAAUUGAUGCCCGUAAUUGCUAAGAGCACGCGAUUAAUGUUUUCAGAUAAUAGAUUCUUCAGUGCAUUUGGUAUCGAUUUUUCAUGUACCAUUAGCAUAAGAUGCUUUAAAUUGAAAUUUCUUUGUUUAUUUGGAUAUAGACAAAUAUGUUUGAGUUCGUGUUA
Messenger RNA from Asparagus officinalis (garden asparagus), 2328 nucleotides. Its product is annotated as mitogen-activated protein kinase 16-like. The transcript is spliced from 11 exons. NCBI's taxonomy places the organism in Eukaryota, Viridiplantae, Streptophyta, Magnoliopsida, Asparagales, Asparagaceae. The record is from RefSeq and is a predicted model, not a curated record. Gene Ontology annotation, molecular function: ATP binding; MAP kinase activity. Gene Ontology annotation, cellular component: nucleus; cytoplasm. Bases 193 to 1902 code for a protein of 569 amino acids. Gene Ontology annotation, biological process: intracellular signal transduction; protein phosphorylation.